Molecule: messenger RNA, 9614 nt
Organism: Coregonus sp. 'balchen'
Lineage: Eukaryota; Metazoa; Chordata; Actinopteri; Salmoniformes; Salmonidae
Source: the annotation of a GenBank genome assembly
GGUUUUCGCGCGAAAAGUGCACUUUCUUUUCCCCUGCGUGCGUUGUACAGUCAACAGGAGAGACUUUAGAAACGAUUCAAUAUUUUAAUAUUUUAGUUUUAAUCAAGUGAAAAGAUGGAUCUUGUACAGCCGACUCAGGAGAAUGCGGGACAGAUGGUGAAGGACGAGUUGGCAGAGAAAUGCCAGAAGCUUUUCCAGGCUUUCUUAGAAGAGUAAGUGAAAUAACGACAUGAUGAUGUUAUUAUUCUUGCUGGUACAUUGUUUGCUUAGCUAGCUAUAGCUAUCUAGCAGAUAGCUAAUAGCUAUUGGAUAGCUAGCAAAACUGUAACAUAUAGCUAGACAUCAAGGUUAUGUCUGGAUUUACUUUAUAAAUAUUGUGCUAACUAACUAUUUUUAAUGCAUUUUACCAAGUUUUUGGAACUGUUGAAACCUAAAUAGCUGGCUAGUUUACAAGCUAGUUGAAGUUGGCUAACACGAUGUGCAUGGCUAACAUAUCCAAUCUAGCUUCAUACAAGUCUUUUAUAACCACAGUUAUACAUCAGUUAUACAGUACCAGUCAAAAGAAUGAAUGAGUAGGUGUGUCCAAACUUUUGACUGCUAGUGUACAUCAAAAUGGGAUGCAUACAACUAAUAAAACGGUUGUAUUUUUGUGUCUGUGUGUGUAGGUACCAGACAGCAGACGGUGAGGUGAAGUAUGUCCAUGAUGCUGAGGAGCUGAUCAGGCCAGAGAGAAACACUCUGCUGGUCUCCUUCACUGAUCUGGAAGGAUUUAACCAGGAACUGGCAACCACCAUCCAGGAGGAGUUUUACAGGUAGCUACAGAUCUAGGAUCAGAUUUCGAUUCCUCAAUCCAUCAGAGGAGGCGGCGCAACACUCCAUAAAAUAAAACAGUGUGAUAUUUAGGUCAUAGACCUUUUAUAAGACCCUCCCCAAACUCUAACAGAGCACUUAGAACCUUUGUGUGUUAGUGUUGUUGAAGAUCUUAACGUUACUAUGUCCAGCUAACAAGCUCUCUAUUCCUCUCUCCUUCUCUUUGUACUUGUAUCUCUCCCCCUCUUCAGAGUGUAUCCCUUCCUUUGCCGUGCGGUGAGGAACUUUGCUAGGGAUCAUGGGAAUGUCCCUGUGAAUAAGGAGUUCUACUUGGCCAUUCAGGACCUGCCCACCAGACACAAGUAAGAGACAUAUACCUGAAGACAAAUGUUUCAAGUCACACAAAUGGUGUUGUUGGUCUGACGGGUUCUGUUCUCUAAGAUGUUUUGUGUGUGAUCUGACAAUGUUCCUUUUGUGUUAUAGGAUCCGUGAGCUGUCCUCCCUGCGUAUCGGCUCUCUGGUGCGGAUCAGUGCACAGGUAGUGAGGACGCACCCUGUACACCCAGAACUGGUGAGUCACACACUGUAUACCCAGAGCUUGUGAGUGAGGCCGAAUGCUUCCUAAAAACUCUUGAGAUGUUUUACAUCUGUGUCUGAUCCUCUCUGUUAUGCCUCCUUCAGGUGAGCGGGACGUUCCUGUGUCUGGACUGCCAGGGGGUGUGUCCAGACGUGCCCCAGCAGUUCAAGUACGCACCGCCCACCGUCUGCAGGAACCCCGUCUGCAGCAACCGCGCUCGCUUCCAUCUAGACACACAUCGCUCCAAGUUCAUCGACUUCCAGAAGGUAGACGUUUACAUUUUUUGUUGUUUAGCAGAUGCUCUUAUCCAGAGCGAUUUACAGGAGCAAUUAGGGCACAACGACAGAUUUUUCACCUAGUCGGCUCGGGGAUUCUGUCAGAUAUCAUCUGAAUAACUUUGUCACCUUAACAACCUGGUCCCUUCAGAAUAGUAGGAAGGCACGCAUGUGAUUGUGUCAGUAAUGUUACGUGUGUGUGUCUGAGUCUGAAACUUGUGUGUUACACGUGUGUAUGUCUAACCUCUGUGUGUGUGUGUGUGUAGGUGCGUAUCCAGGAGACCCAGGCAGAGCUGCCCAGAGGGUCCAUCCCCCGCUCGCUAGAGGUGAUUCUGAGGGCCGAGGCUGUAGAGACGGCCCAGGCCGGAGACCGCUGUGACAUCACUGGCUCACUCAUAGUGGUGCCCGACGUCUCCCAACUCAGCACCGCAGGUAUGUACAUACACAAACAAAAAUACACACUGGCAUGACACGUACACAGGUCAUACAGACACACAACAGGACUCAUUUCCCAUCUCUCUCUAGGUGUGCGAGCAGAGACCAGUUCCCGUGUAGGAGGGAGACAAGGUUAUGAGAACGAGGGCCUUCGCGGUCUUAAAGCCCUGGGAGUCAGAGAGCUGUCCUACAGACUGGCCUUCCUUGCCUGCCAUGUGGCUCCUACCAACCCCAGGGUACGACACACACACUCACCCAAACCCCGAGACACACACACUCGCCCAAACCCCGAGACACACACACUCGCCCAAACCCCGAGACACACACACUCGCCCAAACCCCGAGACACACACACUCGCCCAAACCCCGAGACACACACACUCACCCAAACCCCGAGACACACACACUCACCCAACCAUCGAGACACACACUCGCACUACCUCAGGCUACAAACUGGUAUACAUAUAAUGCAUGCAUGUACAACAUUUGUUUGAAGGGUGUUGUAAUGGUGUUUGUGUGUGUAGUUUGGAGGAAAGGAGCUGCGUGAUGAGGAUCAGACAGCGGAGAGCAUCAAGAGUCAGAUGUCAGUUCAGGAGUGGGAAAAGGUGUUUGAGAUGAGCCAAGACAAGAACCUCUACCACAACCUCGGCACCAGCCUGUUUCCAACUAUACACGGUCAGUACUACACUGUUACUACUGCACCACUGCCAUAUUACUACCACAACCUCGGCACCAGCAUGUUCCCCACCAUACACGGUCAGUACUACACUGUUACUACUGCACCACUGCCAUAUUACUACCACAACCUCAGCACCAGCAUGUUCCCCACCAUACACGGUCAGUACUACACUGUUACUACCAGAGCUAGACAUUCUGGUACAUUUGCCAGUGGCAGACCGUGCCAGUACCAACUGAAAACUACUGGCCCAAAUGAGAAAAUUACUGGCCCGGGCCAAGAUUGACAUUUUAGUCAUUUAGCAGACGCUCUUAUCCAGAGCGACUUAAAGGAGCAAUUAGGGUUAAGUGCCUUGCUCAAAGGCACAUCAACAGAUUUUUCACCUAGUUGGUUCGGCGAUUCGAUCCAGUGACCAUCCGAUUACUGGCCCAACGCUUUUAACCACAGGAAAGCAAGUUGUGCUCGCAGAAUUUCAAUCGUGGGGGAUUUCAUGUUUAAUUUGCAGCCUGGACAAGCAUCUUAUAUUAUAGCCAACCAUAAAAUCGGAUAUUUACACUGAUUGCUUGGAAAACAAAAAUAAAACCAUCCCCCUCUCAAUGAUGACAUAUAAGCUAGACUUAAAACAUUAAACUGUUUAAAAUGUAAUAUUCCCCUCCAGAAAUUAGCUCAAUUACAUUGAUGAAAAGCAAGAUCUUUAGGUACAUGAUCCAUAUUAUCAGGCAGGUGUGCUAUUUUAGGAAUAAGCAUUAUCACCUGUAGCCUGAUGCAGCAUGGUAGCUACAUGGCUGAAGCAUGAUCACCUGUCGGAUGCAGCAUGGUAGCUACAUGGCUGAAGCAUGGGGUUGCUCCUCUACAUUGUUUACCACAAUGGGCUAAUCAUUAGCUAGAACACAGACUCUAAAUAUAAUUAUGUUGCUUGUUUAAUGUCCCAAAAAAACUCCUGUGGGCACUAAUAAAAUCCUGUGAUUUUUUUUAAUACAGUGCAAUUGUGUGAAUUCUACAGUGAAUACCCUUUAUGCAAUAAAUCAUACAAACUGGAAAGCUGGGAUCCCGCUCUUUUCAAUAAUUGCCAUCAAAACUGUUGUCUUUUCCCGAGAUUGCAUUUAGAAAUGUUGCGCCGUGACUGGGCUUAUUAGAACACAUUUCUUUCCACGCAGCAAUCAGCUGUGUGAGGAGUUGCGCGCUCUUGCCAGCUGAUAAAUAAACAACAGCUUCGGGGAUUAAUCUGUUUUUUAAACAAUUAUAUAGACUACAGAAUAGCAUUAGGGCCUAUUACAAUAUUCAUUAUAUAACUAUAGGCCUACGUAAACCUCCUUGUUAAUAAUAACAUUGCUGUGUAGGAUGUCUGAUAGGAAAAAAAGACUGAAAAGCAGGUGGAGGACCUUUUAUUCUGUGAUUGUGGCAUGCGCGUGCCAAUGUUGAACUCUGAAUUGAUGGGCUUCCCGCCUCUACUGAGACGGGUCUGGCGCGAGUAUCCAGGACGUAGCCUACUGAGGCAGGGCUCACUCGAAACGGAGGCUCGACAUUCUUUCCUCCGCUUGGAAACCGAAUGGUUGAUAACAAGUGUGAAGCAUCAGACGUCGGGAAGAUUGUGAAGGAUUAAAUACAAAUAUACAUGAUUAUUUUCUGUUUUGGAGUUUGAAAAUGUCUACUGUAGGGGGCGGCAGGUAGCUUAGUGGUUAAGAGCGUUGUGUCAGUAACCGAAAGGUCGCUGGUUCUAAUCCCCGAGCCGACUAGGUGAAAAAUAUGUCGAUGUGCCCUUGAGCAAGGCACUUAACCCUAACUGCUCCUGUAAGUCGCUCUGGAUAAGAGCGUCUGCUAAAUUACUUAAAUGUAAAUGUACUGGCUCAAGCGGCCAUAUGAAAGUUUGAUUAAUUGGCCCGGUGAGCUCAGCUGAUGUUGCCGGGCCAGUGGGCAGCCCUGAAUGUCGAACCCUGACUACUACUGUAUCCUACUACUGCACCACUACCAUAUUACUACCACAACCUCGGCACCAGCAUGUUCCCCACCAUACACGGUCAGUACUACACUGUUACUAUUACUAUGUUAUUACCACAGCCUUUGCAUGUGGUAUUCUGUGUGUGUGUGUAUAACGUGUGUGUGUGUGUAUAACGUGUGUGUAGGUAACGAUGAGGUGAAGCGCGGUAUCCUGUUGAUGUUGUUCGGGGGUGUUCCUAAAACCACCAUGGAGGGAACGUCUCUCAGAGGAGAUGUCAACGUCUGCAUUGUAGGAGACCCCUCUACCGCCAAGAGCCAGUUCCUAAAGUAAGACCUCUACACCCUACACACUUACACACUACACCCUCCACACUUACACACUACACCCUCCACACUUACACACUACACCCUCCACACUUACACACUAUACACUCCACACUUACACACUACACCCUCCACACUUACACACUAUACACUCCACACUACCUACCUACAUGAACAGUGCCUUGACUUAGGCUAUUCCACAUUUUGUUGUGUUAUAGCCUGAAUUCAAAAUGGAUUAAAUAUACUUUUUCUCUCACUCAUCUACACACAAUGAUGAAGUGAAUACAUAUUAGUUAGAAAUUUUCGAACAUUUAUUGAAAAUGAAAUACAGAAAUAUCUCAUUUACAUAAAUAUUCACACCCCUGAGUCAAUACAUGUUAGAAUCACCUUUGGCAGCGAUUACAGCUGUGAGUCUUUCUGGGUAAGUCUCUAAGAGCUUUACACACCUGGAUUGUGCAACAUUUGCCCAUUAUUCUUAAACAAAUUCUGGUUGUUGAUCAUUGCUAGACAACCAUUUUCUGGUCUUGCCAUAGUCUUUCAAGUAGAUUUAAGUCAAAAGUGUAACUCGGCCACUCAGGAACAUUCACUGUCUUCUUGGUAAGCAACUCCAAUGUAGAUUUGGCCUUGUGUUUUAGGUUAUUGUCCUGCUGAAAGGUGAAUUCAUCUCCCAGUGUCUUGUGGAAAGCAGACUGAACCAGGUUUUCCUCUAGGAUUUUGCCUGUGCUUAACUCCAUUCCGUUUAUUUUUUAUCCUGAAAAGAUCCCCAAUCCCUAAUGAUUACAAACAUACCCAUAACAUGAUGCAGCCAUCACUAUGCUUGAAAAUAUGGAGAGUGGUACUCAGUAAUGUGUUGUAUUGGAUUUGCCCCAAACAUAACACUUUGCAUUCAGGACAAAAAGUGAAUUGCUUUGCCAUAUUUUUUGCAGUAUUACUUUAGUGCCUUGUUGCAAACAGGAUGCAUGUUUUGGAAUAUUUGUAUUCUGUACAGGCUUCCUUAUUUUCCCUCUGUCAAUUAGGUUAGUAUUGUGGAGUAACUGCAAUGUUGUUGAUCCAUCCUCAGUUUUCUCCUAUCACAGCCAUUAAACUCUGUAACUGUUUUAAAGUCACCAUUGGUCUCAUGGUGAAAUCCCUGAGCGAUGUCCUUCCUCUCCGGCAACUGAGUUUGGAAGGAUGCCUGUAACUUUGUAGUGACUGGGUGUAUUGAUACACCAUCCAAAGUGUAAUUAAUAACUUCACCAUGCUCAAAGGGAUAUUCAAUGUCUGCUUUUUAAUUUUUUACCCAUCUGCCAAUAGGUGCCCUUCUUUGCAAGGCAUUGGAAAACCGCCCUUGAGUCCAUGCAACUUAUUAUGUGACUUGUUAAGCAAAUGUUUACUCCUGAACUUAUUUAGGCUUGACAUAACAAAGGGGUUGAAUACUUAUUGAUGCAAGACAUUUCAGCUUUUCAUGUUUAAUGAUUGUUUUUGUUUUUUGAAAAACAUAGUUCCACUUUGACAAUAUGGGGUAUUGUGUGUAGGCCAGUGACAAAAUCUCAAGUUAAUCCAUUUCAAAUGCAGGCUGUAACAACAAAAUGUGGGAAAAGUCAAGGGAUGUGAAUAUUUUCUGAAGGCACUGUAUGAGAUUCCUCAAUGUCAGAAAGCAUUCCUCAAGUCAAUCCCUCCAUCCUGUAGCCUACACACUUACACCUCUACUCACUUGCACCCUACCCGUCUAACCCUCACACAAAACCAGCGACACAUCCCCCUAUACCGACGCUACACCCGUACACUCUCAGGCUUAUAGCCUUCCACCCUGUCUCCUCCCUCAGGCAUGUGGAGGAGUUCAGUCCCAGGGCUGUGUAUACCAGUGGGAAGGCCAGCAGUGCAGCAGGUCUAACAGCAGCCGUGGUUCGAGACGAGGAGUCACACGAGUUCGUCAUCGAGGCCGGAGCACUCAUGCUCGCUGACAACGUGAGUGUGUGUGUGUGAGCUGAGGAUGGUGCAUGUGUGUGUGUGUUUUGUGCUUAAAGUGGUGUGUAUUUCUCUUUGUCAACAGGGUGUGUGUUGUAUCGAUGAGUUUGAUAAGAUGGAGACCAGAGACCAGGUGGCCAUCCACGAGGCCAUGGAGCAACAGACCAUCUCCAUCACUAAAGCUGGAGUCAAGGUACACACACAUACAUGCUCACACAUACACCAGCGCCAUCACUAAAGCAGAAUUGAACACACACUCUAACCCUCCCACUCCUCCAGGCCACUCUGAAUGCCCGUACCUCCAUCCUGGCGGCUGCUAACCCGGUCGGUGGUCGCUACGACCGCAGCAAGAGUCUGAAACAAAACGUCAACCUGUCCGCUCCCAUCAUGAGCCGCUUCGACCUCUUCUUCAUCCUAGUGGAUGACUGCAACGAGGUGAGUAAGAGAGAAAGAAAAUGUGUGUGUGUGUGUAAAAGAAAGAUGUGACAAACUAUGCCACAGCGAGGCGUUUAUAUAUGUGUGUGUUUAUACGUACUAAUGGAAUGUGUGUGUGUAGGUGACAGACUAUGCCAUAGCCAGGCGUAUUGUGGAUCUGCACUCUCGCAUUGAGAACUCAGUAGACAGACUCUACUCUCUGGAUGAGAUCAGAAGAUACCUGCUCUUUGCCCGGCAGUUCAAACCCAAGGUCAGUGCUGUGUGUGUGUGUUUCAAGGGUUCAGUGUCUUGGUGUUUCUGUGCUGUGAGUCCAAUGGAGCAGUACUAACAUGUCUGUACAUUUGUGUUUGUGCAUAGAUCUCUGGUGAGUCGGAAGAGUUCAUCGUGGAGCAGUACAAACGGCUGCGUCAGCGUGACGGCUCUGGGGGCGUGGCCACAUCGGCCUGGCGAAUCACGGUGCGGCAGCUGGAGAGCAUGAUCCGCCUUUCUGAGGGCAUGGCCCGCAUGCACUGCUGUGAUGAGGUAAGAGGUCAAACAACUUACACACACACAACUCAAUCACACUGGACUCAGCUCUCAAAACAUGUGUUUCAAGUUUGGUUCUGUCCUGAAGGAUUGAUAAAAUCUGCUAGUCUGUCAUAGAUUGUGUGCUAAUACAUUGUGUAGGAUGUUCUGUCAUACAGUGUGCACGUUAUUUGUUGUUUUCUGCAGGUCCAGCCGAAGCACGUCAAGGAGGCAUUCCGCCUGCUCAAUAAGUCCAUCAUCAGAGUGGAGACGCCUGACAUCAACCUGGAACAUGACCAGGAGAUGGAGGAGGAAGAGGAGGGGGAGAACGGUACACACAUACUACUACUACUACUACUACUACUACAGCUUUACAUUAGUUAUUUAUAUGUUAUACAGCAGGUGUGGUAGUGAAACCUCUUUUCUAUCUCUGCAGGUCAUGACAUUCCUAACGGAGUGAAUGGCCAGGUUAACGGGCAGGUGAACGACCACACCAACGGAGUUACCGGCCAAACCAACGGUGUGAAUGAUCACGCUGACAGCAGCUCCAAGCCCUCGCUGCGCCUCACUUUCCCAGAGUACCGCCGCAUCUCCAACCUGCUGGUGCUGCAUCUCCGCAGGGCCGAGGAGGGUAAGACACACACACACACACUACAUGUGCAAAGUGUGUAUUGCAGUGGUUAACUGUUGUUUACCUGUGUGUGCAGCUGAGGAGGAGGAGGAGUUGAAGAAGAGUGCAGUGAUCAACUGGUAUCUGAAGGAGAUGGAGUCAGAGAUCGACUCAGAAGAGGAACUCAUCAACAAGAAGAGCCUCAUAGAGAAGGUCCUACACCGACUGGUGCACUACGUAAGUACACACACCAUGGAGUCAGAGUAAUAAGACAUUUACAAACCUUACAUCCAACAGACAACUUUACUAACUCUCUUUCUCUCCAUCUCUAGGAUCAUAUCCUGAUAGAACUGUCUCAGGGGGGGCUGAAAGGGUCAGAGACAGAGACACAGGAAGAAGUUCUGGUCGUCAACCCCAACUACACUCUGGAGGACUAGACUCAUCUCAUCCCUCCUUCAAUCUCUCCUCCCCUCCAACCCUUUUCCUCCUCCUCCCCUCUUUCCAUGGGUUUAUGUCAGACGCCAAUUCAAGACUCUUGAAGCUGUUUUUAUUGAACAUUGAUCUGUGUAAUGACGUUUUAAACUUUUGGUAAGGUUUCAUUUCAUUCCUGCUUUAUAGAGUUUUUCUCGACUCUAGCCUGUUUGAAAACGUUUAUUUGUAUUAUUGUUGCCAGGGGAAUAAUGUAAAUAUGUUGCUCUGAUUUCUCCAGAGCAUUUGCUGGCUUAUGGCUGUUGAAAUGUGUGCGUCUCCUCAGUUAACUUGAUGUUAAUCCUCUGACUGUACUUCCCAUGUUAAAUGUAUGCAUACAAAAAAAUACACACAAAUGAAAGUCUACCUUUGAUGCAUAUGUUUUGUAUACAAAAAUACAAAAGUGUUAUAGCAUGUGGAAAAAUGCUUCCCCAUUAAACAAAGAGAAGAAUAAUCAAAUGUUUGAUGCUGUUAAUGCCCUCCCUGUGGCCAGUGGUGUUUUACUGACCUUAUUAGAUAUGUCUCUGCAUCAUAGCUGCUGUGUGAAUCGCUGUACUGUACUGUGCAGGUCUAGUCAUUUAAUAAAGGACUGUCUUCUCCAUGCGAUUCACACAC